Messenger RNA from Salarias fasciatus (jewelled blenny), 2824 nucleotides. RefSeq names its product signal transducer and activator of transcription 1a (gene stat1a). The coding region runs from base 138 to 2426 and encodes 762 amino acids. The transcript has 25 exons. Gene Ontology annotation, biological process: signal transduction; regulation of DNA-templated transcription. The record is from RefSeq and is a predicted model, not a curated record. Lineage: Eukaryota; Metazoa; Chordata; Actinopteri; Blenniiformes; Blenniidae. Gene Ontology annotation, molecular function: DNA-binding transcription factor activity; DNA binding.
GGUGUUUCCGGACUGGGGGCUUCUUCUGAUCUUGGUUGUGUUUACCACUUUCAGUUGCUCAGUUGAAGAGGAAGACUCGUUUUUAACAAAUCCUCUUUUGUUUUAGAGGUUUCCACAGUUCCCAAAUAUAAAAGAAGAUGGCGCAGUGGUGCCAGCUUCAGCUGCUGGGCAGUAAGUGCCUGGAGCAGGUGGACCAGCUGUAUGAUGACUCCUUCCCCAUGGACAUCCGGCAGUACCUGAGCAGGUGGAUCGAGAGUAUCGACUGGGACACGGUGGCCGUUCAGGACUCGCUGGCCACCGUUCGAUUCCACGACCUCCUGGCUCAGCUGGACGACCAGCACAGCCGCUUCGCUCUGGAGAACAAUUUCCUGCAGCAGCACAACUUCCGCAAGAUCAAGAGGAACCUGCAGGAUCGCUUCCAGGAAGAUCCUGUCCACAUGGCCAUGAUCAUCUCCAGGAACCUGAAGGAGGAGCAGAAGAUCUUAUCAGAUGCAGCGAGCAUGAAGGAGGGGGAAGGGGCCAUGUCGGCCAUGGUGGUGGAGAAGCAGAAGAUUGACAGCAAAGUGAAGGAGAUGAAGGACCGAGUCCAGGUGGUGGAUCAGAACAUUAAGAACCUGGAGGACGUGCAGGAUGAGCACGACUUCAAAUGCAACACUCUGAAGAACAGAGAGAACGACGUGAACGGGAUGUCACAGAAGGAGCUGGAGAUGGAGAAGCUGACCAUCGCCAGGAUGUGCUUGGAGCUGAAGUCCAAACGUCAGGAAGUGGUGAUGCAGCUCACCGACCUCCUCAACGUCACCCAGGCGCUGCAGUCGGACCUGAUCAACGAGGAGCUGCCCGAGUGGAAGCAGCGGCAGCAGACGGCCUGCAUCGGCGGGCCGCCCAACGCCUGCGUGGACCAGCUGCAGAACUGGUUCACCACCGUGGCCGAGACCCUCCAGCAGGUGCGGCAGCACCUGAAGAAGCUGCAGGAGCUGGAGCAGAAGUUCACGUACGACAGCGACCCCAUCACGCAGAACAAGGCCUUUCUGGAGAACCGAGCUCUGGAGAUGGUCAAGAACCUCCUCUGCAACUCCCUGGUGGUGGAGCGGCAGCCCUGCAUGCCCACCCACCCACAGAGACCGCUGGUGUUGAAAACAGGCGUCCAGUUUACGGUGAAACUCCGGUUUCUGGUGAAGCUGCUGGAGUUUAACUACCAACUCAAAGUCAAGGCUCUGUUUGACAAGGACGUCACAGAGAAAAAAGGGUUUCGAAAGUUCAACAUUUUGGGCACAAACAUCAAAGUCAUGAACAUGGAGGAGUCCAACGGGAGUCUGACGGCCGAGUUCAGGCACCUGCAACUGAAGGAGCAGAAAGUCGCAGGCAACAGAACGAACGAGGGUCCGCUGAUCGUCACCGAGGAGCUCCACUCGCUCAGCUUCGAGUCCGAGCUGCAUCUCAACCAGGCGGGAUUCAACGUCAAACUGGAGGCCAUGUCUCUGCCCGUGGUGGUCAUCUCCAACGUGUGCCAGCUGCCCAGCGGCUGGGCCUCCAUCCUCUGGUACAACAUGCUCACCACGGAGCCCAGGAACCUGAAGUUCUUCCUGUCCCCGCCCGCGGCCCAGUGGUCCCAGCUGUCCGAGGUGCUCAGCUGGCAGUUCUCCUCCGUCACCAAGCGGGGCCUGAACCAGGAGCAGCUCAACAUGCUGGCCGACAAGCUGCUGGGAGUCAAAGCCCAGAGGAACCCAGAAGGACUCAUCCCCUGGACCAAAUUCUGCAAGCACAGCACCAAUGAGAAGUCUUUCCCCUUCUGGCUGUGGAUCGAAGGGAUCCUGGAUCUGAUUAAGAGGCACCUCCUGUUCCUGUGGAACGACGGGUCCAUCAUGGGCUUCAUCAGCAAGGAGCGGGAGAAGCACCUGCUGAGCAACAAGUGUCCGGGAACCUUCCUGCUGCGCUUCAGCGAGAGCAGCCGGGACGGAGCCAUCACCUUCACCUGGAUCGAGCACGACGUGCACGGAAAGCCGCUGUUUCACUCGGUGGAGCCGUACACCAAGAAGGAGCUGACGGCCGUCUCGCUGCCCGACAUCAUCCGCACCUACAAGGUGAUGGCGGCGGAGAACGUGCCGGAGAACCCGCUGCGCUUCCUCUACCCCAACAUCCCCAAAGACAAGGCCUUCGGGAAAUACUACCCCAAACCCUCCGAGACAUCGGAGCCCAUGGACGUGGAGAGCGUGGACAAGAGCGGCUACAUGAAGACGGAGCUCAUCUCCGUCUCGGAAGUACACCCGUCCAGGAUGCAGGACAACAUGAUGCCCAUGUCUCCCGACGACUACAGGAUGCUGCAGCAGAUCGUGAGUCCGCGAGACAUCGACGCCGUGACCGACAAUCUGAUGGACUUUCCUCAGUUUGACAUGCAGAUGAACUCGGAGUUUUCUGAAGAGAACUGAAGACGCGCGGACGUUGAACGGAGCCGAGGUCAGAGGUCACCGCGAGACGGCGGAGAGCUCCACCGUCUCGCGGUGAGAGAUCACAGAACUGUAACGCUUCGAGUCAGCACUUUCAGGCCACUGUCAGUGGGAUGAGUUUUGCUUUGGCUUCUUUUUGUACAUUUCGUUGUCCCGUCUGCUGUAAAACAGCAAAAGCUUUUGAACUGUGCUUCUGCUUUCUGUGAGGUUUUCAUCCACAAAGCUAGAAAAAAAAAAAUCUGCUGAGCCGUGGAAUACCGCACCAUUAUGUGUGAAUUUAUUUACUGGUGAAAUAAACACUUAAAAAAAAAAAAAAAAAGAUAAAACCAACUUCAUUCCGGAGGUUGAAAAUCACUUUACACUGACAGAGAAACUUUUUU